AUGAGAUUGUACGAGUCUUACUUGUGCAAUGAUAGAUGGCUCAGUGUACAACCAUCAAACAAUAAAAUCAAACAUCAUUUAAAAUAUGAGAUAGACAACAAUCUUUUACUUUCAUUCAGCAAAACUCAUGUAAAUACAUUAUUUAGAAAAGACAAAGAUAUGCUGCAUCAUAAGGGUUCGCCUGGUAGUUGGCUAGUAGUGACACCACCCCCGAAAACGCGUCCAGUAGUGACACCACUCUAUUAG
Messenger RNA from Clunio marinus, 246 nucleotides. The record is from the annotation of a GenBank genome assembly. NCBI's taxonomy places the organism in Eukaryota, Metazoa, Arthropoda, Insecta, Diptera, Chironomidae.